This is a messenger RNA of Salmo salar (Atlantic salmon), 2097 nucleotides long. Its product is annotated as SWI/SNF-related matrix-associated actin-dependent regulator of chromatin subfamily A member 4. Gene Ontology annotation, molecular function: DNA binding; ATP binding. Gene Ontology annotation, cellular component: nucleus. NCBI's taxonomy places the organism in Eukaryota, Metazoa, Chordata, Actinopteri, Salmoniformes, Salmonidae. The record is from RefSeq and is a predicted model, not a curated record. Gene Ontology annotation, biological process: DNA transposition; DNA integration; regulation of DNA-templated transcription.
GUAGAAAGUGUGAUCUGUACACUGGAUCGAAUACAGGAGAGGAGGAGAAAUGAAAGUGAAUGAGGGCGAAAUAUCGGAGGUGGUAGGUGUGGUGAAGUUCUCGGAGCCCGAGGAUUACACGGAGGGUCAGGAUAAAGAUGAGUCUGUGACCGUAGGAGGGAAAUUGGGGAAAAAGUAGACCCUUGCCUUUUGGCUGAUCCAUUUGUGGUUUCAGGGUGGGUGAAAAUGGAGUUGGGUGGUGUGGAAUCGAUGAAGGUAACCCGAAGAGGUCUUGUGAUUGUUUGUUUCUGUUGGGUCAGAAGAAGCAGGCGCUCCGCGUCAAACGUCUGGGGACAGGAUAUGUGGAUUGUUUCGCUCUCAAAUAUAUGGCGCCAUUAAAAGGAGUGAUUACUGGGGCAGCGGUAAAUGUGAAAGUGGACCACCUGAAGCCAGGGGAAGAUUCCCGGUGUUUGUGAUGCUCUUCGUUUGGUGCGACGCAGACUGUGUGGCUUGAGUGGAGAAACAGAAGAGUUGUUGUGUUCUUUUGAGUUUGAUAUUGAGUCGUUGCCGGGCAAAGUGACGUUAUAAUAUCAGUUAUACCUGUACGAGCUUUUGUACCGAAUACAUUACGAUGUUAACGUUACAGGUGUGUCAAGCUAAUGGGCAUGUGGCAGCAGUGUAGGAGGGAGGUUCCUAGGUGUGCAGAAGGGCAUGAGACAAAGAGUGGAGCUUGGUGCUGUCACAUUCUCAGACUCAGCUGAGAUGUCCACCCCAGACCCCCCCAUGGGAGUGACGCCUCGGCUGGGCCCCUCUCCAGGACCGGGGCCUUCUCCAGGAGCCAUGAUAGGACCCAGCCCUGGUCCCCCAGCCUCUGGGCACUCCCACCCACAACAGGGGCCCUCAGUAUAUCCUCAUGAGAAUAUGCAUCAGAUGCACAAACCUAUGGAAGGCAUGCAUGAGAAGGGCAUGUCUGAUGACCCUCGCUAUGGACCGAUGAAGAGCAUGGGCAUGAGACCAGGUGGAGGCCACAUUGGAAUGGGACCCCCUCCUAGCCCCAUGGAUCAACAUUCUCAAGGCUACCCCUCUCCACUGGGGGGUUCUGAGCACUCUCCCAGCCCUGUGCCAGCCAACGGCGCUUCACCCUGCCCCAUGAUGCCCUCUGGCCCAGGUGUCCCCAUGGAGGUUGGUGACCCCCAGGCCAUGGGCCAGCAGAACCGCGUUGGUGUCCUGAGUGGUGGUUCUGUGCCAGGUGGGGUUGAGCCAGGUGGACCCACCCCCUUCAACCAAAACCAGCUACACCAGCUCAGGGCCCAGAUCAUGGCCUACAAGAUGCUGGCUCGCAGUCAGCCCCUGCCAGACCACCUGCAGAUGGCUGUGCAGGGCAAGAGGCCUAUGCCAGGGAUGCAGCCAGAGAUGCCCAACAUGCCCCCUUCGUCUGGGCCUGGGGCGGGGCCUGGACAGCCACCAGCAAACUACAACAGACCACUUGGAAUGGUAGGCCCAAACAUGCCUCCUCCAGGACCCUCAGGUGUUCCCCCUGGUAUGCAGGGACAGCCCACCAAUGGACUCCCUAAACAAUGGCCCGAAGGGCCCAUGGUGAAUGCUGCUGCUCCAUCCAGUGCCCCCCAGAAGCUGAUUCCCCCACAGCCCACUGGGAGACCCUCCCCGGUGAUGCCCCCUCAGACCCAAUCCCCUGGGCAGUCCCCCCAGCCCUUGCCCAUGGUGCUGCACCAGAAACAGAACCACAUAACGCCCAUCCAGAAGCCCCUUGGCCUGGACCCAGUGAAGAUCCUCCAGGAGAGAGAGUACAGGCUGCAGGCUCGAGUGCUGAGGCGCGUAGCGAGUAAAAAUCGUCUGUCCUCCGUUGCAACACUCACUACUGAGUUUCAAACUGCCUCUGGAAGCAACGUCAGCACAAGAACUGUUCGUCGGGAGCUUCAUGAAAUGGGUUUCCAUGGCCGAGCAGCCACACACAAGCCUAAGAUCACCAUGCGCAAUGCCAAGCGUCGGCUGGAGUGGUGUAAAGCUCGCCGCCAUUUUGUGGCUGAACAGGGAGUGCAGGAGGGGACUCGGCACGCACCCCUGGAGCGGCCCCAUUUCGAGGGUCAGUGUGGCUGA